GGUUCGUCCUCCAUCACUAGUCGAGCCCACUGACAGAAAACACCACCUAGAAACCAAGCGAGCCCUCACGAUUCAUGGAAAUAUGUAGUUAGCUGGUGGAGUUGCGCCUAUUUCGACAACAAGGGGUUCGGUGGAGCUGAGCAGUUUCAUGGAAAGUUACCAUGGGAGGCCAUGAUGAUGAAGACAUGUCCUAUGUAGUAAAUAAACAAAAACAAGAUGAAGAACUGAAGAACAAGAUAAACGACGGCAGCCACUGGGGCGACCAGGAGUCCACUGGCAACAAUGCCAAGUGGGUAAAAGAAGGCCAGAACCAGCUGCGGAAGGUAGCCGAGAACCAUCAGGAUCAGGACCACAACUGCAAUAUCAGCCAGAAUGGGAACAAGGAAGACUUCCCUCACCAGACAAACACUCAGGAAGAACAACAGGGAAAUGAGGAGCAGACCAAGUCUCCCAAAAUAACGCUGAGCCCUGGCCUCAAUCAGGAAGAGUCCAAGAACAUCCUGAAUGAUACGCUGCUCAUCGACACUCUGGAGUCCACAGAAGAGAAGGACAAAGAGAGAGAAGAAGAUGGCAAAGAGAAGGAGAAGAAAUCAGAUGAAGAUGAGGAGACAUCGGACGAAACCAGAGGAGUCACAGAGGAGCAGAGUAAAGUGGAGUCUCAGAGGGAGGGCGGUGUUGUGGGGAGAAAUGCCUGUCUGCUGUUCUCAAACAUGAAUGGGUCACCAAACGAGGAAGAGUCCUGCUGGCCUGCACAGGACAACACGGCUGACAGCUCUCCAAAUGGCAACAGAGAGUCCUUUUGGGAUUCCAGUGCUUUCGAGACCGACACAGACCUGCCGUCAGGAUGGAUGAGAGUGCGGGAUACAUCUGGCACCUACUACUGGCACAUCCCCACAGGUACCACCCAGUGGGAGCCUCCUUCGCCCCUGGGGAAAGUGGGCGACUCCAUGAUGUCCUCUACUAUGUCCCUGGAGACGACACCAUGCGAGGAGCCUGAGGAAUCCUGGGCUCAGCUUUCCAGCACAGAUGAAGGAGCAGGAGAAGGAGAAGCAGAGCUGUGGAAGGAGGAGGGAGAGGUUGCAUCUGAUCAAAGUCUAAAGGAGUUCGAGGGGGCAACUCUACGCUAUGCAUCAAUCAACCUCAACUACAAUUGCUCCCAUUCUGAUGAAGAAGAGAAGCUUGCUCCACUCAGCACAGAUAUAGAAACUAAGUGUUUCGCAGUUCGUUCCCUGGGCUGGGUAGAGAUGUCUGAGGAGGACAUGGCCCCUGGCAAGAGCAGUGUGGCUGUCAACAACUGCAUCAGACAGCUCUCUUAUCACAAACACAACCUACACGACACUGCUGGCAUCUGGGGAGAGGGUAAGGACAUGCUGAUGGUUCUGGAGAACGACACCAUGAACUUGAUCGACCCUCUGGGACAGACUCUGCUUCACACUCAGCCCAUCGGUAGCAUCCGGGUUUGGGGUGUCGGUCGAGACAACGGCAGGGAAAGGGAUUUUGCUUAUGUGGCUCGGGACAACCUGACCCAGGUGCUCAAGUGUCAUGUUUUCCGCUGCGAUUCACCCGCCAAAAACAUCGCCACCAGCUUACAUGAGAUGUGCUCAAAGAUAAUGAUGGAGAGAAAGGCCACAAAGCCAGGAGUGAGCAGGCUCAAUUCUGAUCCUAGAAACCCUGGCAUCCUUCCUGUUGAAGAAUUCCCUGCCCCCAAAAAUGAACUCUUCCAGCACUUCCAUGUUUAUUAUCUUGGCUGUGAGCCUGUUUUAAAGCCAGUUGGUAUGGAUGUAAUCAAUGAUGCGCUGGAGGCAGCAGUCUCUGGAAAAGAUAAGAGUGACUGGAUUCCUGUGUCUGUGAAUGUUGCACCAGCUACACUCACCAUACUCUCUAAACAGAAUGAGGAGGUCCUGUCAGAGUGCAGGGUGCGUUUCCUGUCCUUCAUGGGUGUGGGAAAGGACGUCCACACAUUCGCUUUCAUCAUGGCUGAGGGUCCCCGAGAUUUCACGUGUCACAUGUUUUGGUGUGAACCCAACGCUGCCAGUCUGAGCGAGGCUGUGCAGGCUGCAUGCAUGCUUCGCUACCAGAAAUGUUUGGACGCUCGUCCGCCCAGCCUGGCCUCGUGUCUGCCCACUCCUCCUGCCGACUCUGUGGCUCGCCGGGUCAAGAAGGGGGUGCAGAGUCUGCUGGGCAGCUUUAAGAGCUACAGGUCUGGCUCUCAGUCUCCCUGAGUUGGAGUGAAGAUGAUCCACAGUCCAUUAAACACAAGGUCCAUCACCACAAUCUCACUUCUCCUCCUCCUCUUCCUCCUGUCAUCUCUUAGCCGAAAUUUUCGCCUUACAACAUCCCACCUGUCCCGUCACUCGUCUAGUGUGUGGAGUAGUUUGUGAGCAAAACGUGUGUCUGAAAAAAUUGCAUUAUUUCCUUUUUUAAAAUUUUUUACUUUAUGAAAGUCCCAUCUCUAAAAAUACUCCACUGUCUAUUCUUCUCACUUGGCUGGGAUUCUUUCUGGGAGUUUUAACUAUUUUUGUGUUUUAACAGAAACUAUGAAAUGAAUGUUUGAUUUGGAUGUAAUUUUACAUGCUGAUGAUAGAAGUUGCUUGUAAAAGAGGUUGCUAGAUUUUCUCACAGAAAUGCUCCCUGUCCCUUAUUCUCCUUGGUGCAAUUAUCACCCUUUACGCUCCCCUUUUUCUACUAUUGUAGAGAAGGUACUGUAUGACAGUCGUAAGUUAGUGUCACAUAUCCUAAAACUGAUUUCUUAAACAUCACUGCACCUCCCUCUACCACUGUAGGUUGUGAUACAAACGCUGUAGGCGUCUCUGUAGCGUGCCACGUAGUUUUAUGUCCCCGACCCUCCUCAAUGAUGUAUUUUAGUCUUCCAAAGAACUGUAUGGUCAUCUGUCACAUAGUGAGCAAACACUGAUCUGAGUGUAGUGUGUUUCUCAUACAUUCUGCAUGAACAUUUGCAAGUUCAGUGCUAGUGUGCAAUAAUCAGAUGUUCCUGUAUGGUGUGGUGAUUCUUUGUUCAGUUUAAUGAGAGAGUCUGGCUGGAUUGAGUGCGAGGCUAACGGAACAACAGAGCCAUGUCGAAAACUAUUAUCUUGUGAUGGAUAUAAUAGUAAUAAAAAAAACAAACUCUGGGUUUUCACACAGCCGUUUACCACCAACAACUACUGAAUAGUACUGUAGAAACUCACCACAAGCUGCAUGUUUUGAUAACCAAGAGUUCUCGCUGCUCGCAGCAGCUUAGUGCUUAAGAUCAUCAAUGUAACCUGUAAAUUCUUCCUCUGUGUUGCUGUACGGUUAGAGGAGGCUGGAGUUGAUGUGUUGUUUCGUGUUUCUUAGGCAUGUCACUCUAGUUAGUGUCAGUGUUUAUCAUAAGCUAGCAGUAGAGAGUUAGACUUCCUGUCAGGUCCUUCAAACUGAAAACAUGAGAGCAGGUAAAUGUUUGUGUUUACAGUUUGUGUAUAUGAAAAAACCUGGAGAUGAUUUCUAAACUGUUUUUUGUUUUCCUCGGCCUCGUUUUGACAUGCGUGGGCCCCGGUUGCUCCAGUUAAUGUAUUUUUUAUUAUUUCCACACACUACAAUGUACACUAUCAAGAUGAUUUUCACAUUAGCUUGUUAGAUUUACUUUUUUUUAUAAAGAACACACUAAAUAGACAAGUUGUAUUUUAUCUCUAUGUGUCCGUCAGUGAUCAAUACUGUAUGUAGCACAAUAGUAAUAGUCAUCUCUAAUACUAAAGGUGCAGUUUGUAAGACUUUUGGGGUUUUUGAUCUCUGCAGUGUUGUUGUUUGGACAUGUUUGUGACGCCUGAAGCUAAUUCCAAAUGUCACAGCACUGACUUACUCUGCUACGUAGAGAUAAAAAAUCAGUCUACAACAUAUAUGCAGUCAAAAUUUAUAUCAAUUUGGAGUGAUUCUGUUAAUUAAGGUCACUACACCAACACCUAACAACGUAACAUUUAAAAAGAAUACAUCUAAAUUUGUGAUUUCUUACUAACACAACACUUGCUGCUUAUACUAAGUGAGACGUUACUUUUUGGUGUUUCAUUUUUAUUAUUAUUUUUUUUCUGUUAUAUAAAACAUAGACAUAGAUUUAAUUUCUAAAACCUCAACAAAUUUGAAUCCCUGAAUAUAUAACCCUUGAUUUCAAUGUUUGCGUUGAGAAUGAAUCUCACAUAAGGUGAAGCAGAUAUCCAACUAUAGGUUCUUUGCAGAUAGCUUCAUGCAGCAGCAGAGGACUCCACUUGGGGGCAAGAAGUGAUUUCUACAUAGAAAAAAAUUACCGAAAAGGUCAUGUUUUGAACUGUUUACGACUAUGCCAAGCAUUCAAAGCGGGAAGUCUUGGUUCUUACGCUAGUUUUGUGUCCCAAAACUGGUGAAAUGUUCAGGCAAAAAAUAAAAAGUUUAAAAAAGUCACAGAGAAAUGGCUGCAGACAGAAAUUGAAAAAAGCCUGGACUAGGCGCUUUCAUAUGGUCCGUUUUAACAAAGCUGUCCAGUUUAGUUCAGUCCAGUUUUGUCAUGGUUUAGCUCAUUAAACCCUGAUCUUACUGGUGUUUUUUAGAGGUCCAGAUGAUUUGGCUCAGCUCAGUUGAGCUGGUUGUUCAGCUCCCAAGCAGCUCUUCAUUUAGUCACAGUUUGGCAUCUUAAAUGUGGAUUAAACAACAAAGGAAGGAGUAAAGGAAACUGGCACUAAAACACAAGCUAGCUACCGUGGCUAACAUUGAAGAGCCGUUUCAUAGCACAGGCUUGUUCAUGAGCGGCUUAGCUAGCCUCUUAGCACAGUACUAGAGUCCUCUGGACUUUUAUCUUCUGUUAUCUGGUCUGCAGACUGAGUAAAUUUUGGUAUUGAUCACCUACAUGCCAAGUUAAUCAAUUUAAACUGUAGAAAAAACAUCACUUUUUUAUAAGUGUAGGUAUGGUACUCAAUGUAUGAAAGACCUUUUCUGAUGAUAAUUGCAGCAUAAAGGCGCAUUUAGAGCUGAAAAGUUCUAACUUUUCUCCGUUCUCAAUCAUUAUCUUUUGCUGUCCCACACUUCCUGACCCUCAACAGAUAUUUACCUGUCAUCAGAAUUACAAUGACUGAAAGAACCUAUAAAACUGUAUUUGAAUCGGCUCUGUAGUUUGUCUGUGCUGAACAACACUUAGCACAAUGGCAUGCUUAGUAAAGUCACGCUAUGCUAAUAGCUUCCUCACAGUUUCACUGGACAACUAUCCCUGUAACAGCGUACAUGCACAUCAGGAGACUGGAUUUGACUGGAACAUGCCCACCUCUGCUUCACCGGGUGUCCCAUUGUAGCUUGCUACUUUCUCCUGUCUACCAUGCCGAUAAGUUAGCAAGCAAGUAAUUGGUUAUAUGUCAAUCACCCAACUCUGAAAAGCAACACAGUGCUUAGUGAGACUUUCAUCUCUUGUUUCUUCUCCUUAUUUCUAACAUUUUAGAAGCUUUUGAACUCUAAAAACUCUUACCAACUGCUUCUUUCUAUGUGUAACACUAAUGAAAAAUAGACCACAUUGACUCAUAUUACUGCCUUGUCACUUCAUGUGUCACUUGGAACUAUUUCUCCGUCUCUUGAUCAAAGUUUGCGGUGUCCAGUAAGUGGCAACACUAAAGCCAGAUGAGUUGAAAAACAUUAGCAGAUUAAUUUAUUUCUGUUUAUGUAAAUUAGGUGUAUAAAAUGUAUGUAUAUAAAAGUCACUGCACAAUAAAUGUGAACAUAUCA
Messenger RNA from Cheilinus undulatus (humphead wrasse), 5715 nucleotides. It is a transcript of the gene apbb1, whose product is annotated as amyloid beta (A4) precursor protein-binding, family B, member 1 (Fe65). The record is from RefSeq and is a predicted model, not a curated record. Bases 162 to 2222 code for a protein of 686 amino acids. Gene Ontology annotation, cellular component: nucleus; cytoplasm. Gene Ontology annotation, biological process: regulation of DNA-templated transcription. Gene Ontology annotation, molecular function: transcription factor binding; amyloid-beta binding. The transcript has 15 exons. Lineage: Eukaryota; Metazoa; Chordata; Actinopteri; Labriformes; Labridae.